Messenger RNA from Trachymyrmex septentrionalis, 888 nucleotides. RefSeq lists its product as uncharacterized. The transcript is spliced from 2 exons. Bases 171 to 533 code for a protein of 120 amino acids. The record is from RefSeq and is a predicted model, not a curated record. Lineage: Eukaryota; Metazoa; Arthropoda; Insecta; Hymenoptera; Formicidae.
AUUGAUCAUUUAAAAAGCCCGCUUAAAGGAAUUGUCAAAAUUCUUUUUGUCGCUAAGUUGGCAUAACUGUCCUCUAUACUGACGCGGAGCUGGAGUGCCAUCUGUCAUUUAAUGUGAUUAUCGUGCUCGAUUUUAUCAGUUCAUCUCAAGUGUGUUUUGCGAUUUUUACAAUGAAUGAAAAGAUCGAACAAAGAAUUUGUCUCAAAUUUUGUAUUGCAAAUAGAAUUUCGUGUGCCGAAUCGCUGAAGAUGUUACAGAAGGCUUACGGUGAAUCGACUUUAUCAAAAACACGUGCAUAUGAAUGGUACAGUGCAUUGAAAAGCGGUCGAGAUGUGGUGAAAGAUUUGCCUCGCUCUGGUCGGCCAUCAACGUCUUCAACUGAAGUUAACAUCGAUAAAGUGAAGGAAAUGGUGAUUGAAAAUCGUCAUUUCAGUUUGAGAGAGAUAGCCGCUGAACUUACGGUGUCUCACGAAUCAAAUUCGUCGAAAAAGGCCAGAUUUGUGGAAAACAAACUCAUGGAUUUUGCACCAUGAUAAUGCACCAUCUCACAAGGCUAUCAUUGUGAACGAAUUUCUGACCAAAAACUCAACAAAUAUCAUCGAACAACCACCGUAUUCACCAGAUAUGGCUCCGGCUGACUUUUUUCUCUUUCCAAAACUCAAAUUACCACUUCGGGGCACUCGUUUUCAGUCGAUAGAAGACAUAAAAGAGAAUUCGCGUCGAGAACUGAAGUCGAUUUCGGAAAAUGCGUUUAAAAAAUGUUUUGAUGAUUGGAUUAUUCGUUGGCAUAAAUGUAUUAUUUCGAAAGGAGCCUACUUUGAAGGCGAUACAAUAAAUUUGAAUGAAUAAUAACUAUUUUGUGUUUUAUUGACCAAUUCCCGGUACUUU